This is a messenger RNA of Colletotrichum costaricense, 189 nucleotides long. RefSeq lists its product as uncharacterized. NCBI's taxonomy places the organism in Eukaryota, Fungi, Ascomycota, Sordariomycetes, Glomerellales, Glomerellaceae. Bases 1 to 189 code for a protein of 62 amino acids. The transcript has a single exon. The record is from RefSeq and is a predicted model, not a curated record.
AUGGAACGCCAGCUUGAUCGCGGAGGUUGCAAUCGACUCGACCAUAUAAUUGGGGAGUCCAUCCGGAGGGGUGAAAUCAUUGACAUGGAUCAUCACAUCGCCCAAAUAGAACGUAGAGAGCUUCUCUUUGAGGAGGAGACAGAGGAGGGCCCGCCAUUUGGAUGGGUUGUACUAUGGGCUGGCACUUAA